Diaporthe batatas is the source of this 1225-nucleotide messenger RNA. RefSeq lists its product as uncharacterized. Gene Ontology annotation, biological process: copper ion transmembrane transport; intracellular copper ion homeostasis. The record is from RefSeq and is a predicted model, not a curated record. The transcript is spliced from 2 exons. Bases 374 to 985 code for a protein of 203 amino acids. NCBI's taxonomy places the organism in Eukaryota, Fungi, Ascomycota, Sordariomycetes, Diaporthales, Diaporthaceae. Gene Ontology annotation, cellular component: plasma membrane. Gene Ontology annotation, molecular function: copper ion transmembrane transporter activity.
CGGGCUUCCUGAGUGAGCAAGUUUCCCCCCUGCAAGCACCAGCACCAGCAACGGGAAGAGCGAAGAGGCUCGACGGCCCUCGUCUCGACUUGGUGCUUGUUCCAAACCUGCUCAUUCUUGUGCCUGCGCAGGCCUCGAGGGUGGUGUCGCUGCCGUUGAAACAAAAACACAUGGCCCAUCCAUAUACUUAUUGGCCUUCCCCUCCCCAUCCAAGACACGCCUUCACUUCUUGUCAGCACUCUGGAAGUCAACCCUAGUUCAAUAAUACCUGCCGGUCCAGCCCAACACCCCCACGCCGUCCAUCAUCAUCACCACCACCAACGUCCAGCUGUACUUCACACGCACGGCGCAGUAACAGACCGAACCCGACACAAUGGCCAUCUUCCCCAGACACGGCGACGAGGUAGAAGCCGCAGCCUCCAUGGCGGGCAUGGCGGGCAUGGAGGGCAUGGACAUGGACGGCGGCUCCUCGAUGAUGGCCACCAUGAUGGUCGCCUUCCACAACGAUAUCGCCACCACGCUGUACUCGGAGAUGUGGACCCCCACCAACGCCGGCACCUACGCCGCGACAUGCAUCUUCCUCAUCAUGCUGGCUGCCAUCUUCCGCUCUCUGUUUGCCCUCAAGGCCAUCCAGGAGAACCGCUGGCUGGACCAGGAGCUCAACCGCCGCUACGUCGUCGUCAAUGGCCGCCGCACCCUGCCCGACGACCUCGCCCGCAACAGCCUCAAGGACAACAUGAUGCUCUCCGCCAACGGCGUCGAGGAGGAGGUCAUGGUUGUCAAGAAGAAGCACGGCCACGCCCGCCCCUGGAGGUUCUCCGUCGACCCCAUCAGGGCCGUUAUUGAUACUGUCAUCGCCGGUGUCGGGUACCUGCUCAUGUUGGCCGUAAUGACCAUGAAUCUUGGCUACUUCCUCUCCGUCCUCGGUGGCACGUUCCUCGGAAGCCUUGCUGCCGGGCGCUAUGCGGUCAUGGCGGAGCACUGAGCGAAUCCACCGCUGGGUAGGGGAUGACACACAGACACAACACGUCAGUCACAUUGUACAAUGCACGACGGCCAGACUACGACAGCUGUCACAACGGAUAUAGGGCACUCGACGGCCGAAUGGCUCGAGGAAUCACCCGUCUCGACUCGGCGGCGAUGUUCUAGUGCAGGCUAGUUUGCCGUCUAAUGUUAGGCAGGAAAUAUGAUUUUGAGUUUUUGAGGCCACCUCAACCUCGUGGUA